AUGCAAGCAGUAAAUGAUGGUACAGUUAACAAUAUGCUGCACAUUGAGUGCAAACACGUAGACGAUAAUGUAAGGAAUGCUGAAACCCGCUCGGCUCCAGGAGAUCUCGAGAAGCCAUCAUCUUCUCGAGAGUAUCACUUUUCCCGUAAUGCUAUUGGCAAUAAUUCCGAAAGAUCAGAAUCACCAGGAUCUGGUGGUUUUAAUGACAAAUCUCAAUUAUCUAAGUCAGAAGAGUCCAAAAAAAGACCCGCUGGACAUUAUAGAAAUUAUAAUAAUGGUUUUGCGUCGGGUCCACCAUGGCCAAUGCAAAAACGAGAAAAGCCUUGGUCAACAGUAUGUGUGUGGCAAAAGCAACAACAAAUUCAGGCUAUCGAAAAAGAGAUCAAUGUUAUGGCAACAGAAUCCUUGGUUGGGAUACGGAAUUGGAGACCUAAAUGGUUGCAGCGGUUUGGUAAAAGAAAUUGGAUGUUGUUGUGGUUAUGUUGGUUUUGUACAGUACAGGGAUUGCUUGUAAAUGGUUUGGUCCCUUCGGCAAUAACUUCUAUAGAACGAAGAUUUCAGUUCAACUCAUCAACUAUAGGUCGUAUCAUGCAGUUUUACGAUUUUGGCUAUGUACUUUUGUGUAUACCUGUUUCUUACUUUGGUGGACGUCAUUCAAAACCAAUGGUGCUUGCAGCGGGAUUAUUACUGAUGGCAUUAGGCAGCUUUAUUUUUACAAUGCCACACAAUUUCUCUGAUUCAUAUACUUCUACCCAUAAUGCUCAUGAACCUACAUUUAGUAAAUGCCAUCCUUCACAUACAUCUUCCGGACUCAGAAAAAAUUAUGCUCUACUAAAUAAUUCACUUUAUGCACUAAUGUCAGCAGCUAGUGCUGAAGCUUUACGAAGCUGUCCAUCUCCCGAAAAUCAGCCCGGUACGUUCCGAUACGUGUUUCUAUUUUGUCUUGGUCACUUUCUUCAUGGUAUUGGUGCAACACCACUGUUCACUCUUGGUGUUAGUUAUAUCGAUGAAAAUGUUGGCCCAACUCUUUCUUCGCUUUAUCUUGGUAUUUUCUAUGCCUUUGCAAUAUUUGGUCCGGCUUUUGGCUUCCUAAUGUCUAGUUCAUUUUUGCGCUAUCACACAGAUUUCUUGCAAUCAGAGCUUCAUAUCAAGAUUUUAAAUAUCGAUGAAACGGAUCCAAAAUGGGUAGGUGCUUGGUGGAUUGGCUUUCAGAUAGCUAGUAUUUUAGCUUUAAUUGCCGUUUUUCCCAUAUUGGUCUUGCCGAAAGUCCUUCCGGAAUCACUUAAAUGGCAUCGAACACGUUUACACGAAGAAACGAUAGGCAGUACAAAAAAACGUAGUGCAGAAUGUUGCGGUAUUCCAUCUACCAGCAAAACAGCUGCAAUUUGUGGACCUCUUUUGCCAGCAGAAAGUGAAGGUGAAGCAGUUUCUUGUGUGUACAGUAGUCGUAUAGUGUACUUGCAGUCAACUAAAUGA
Messenger RNA from Brugia pahangi, 1476 nucleotides. The record is from the annotation of a GenBank genome assembly. Lineage: Eukaryota; Metazoa; Nematoda; Chromadorea; Rhabditida; Onchocercidae.